GCCUGCCGCAACCCGCGCAGUCCCGCCUCCCGCCGCCGGCUGCCGCCCGCGUGGCCCCGCCUCCCGCCGUCGGCCGCCUGCUUCUGGGCGCCUGGGGCCCUGGGCGAGCACGCGCCUCCCGUGUCCCGCCGGCGCCGUGCUCGGGCACGCGGCCGCGGCAAGCCGGAAAACCCGAUGCGCCGGCGCCUCCCGCCGUCCCGCGCACCUGCACGGCCGUCGCCAGCAGCCCCAACCAUCACUGACAGUACUGCUCACUGGUGUCUGGUGAGUACUUUCUUUUUCCAGAAACACGAAGCGAUUGUGAUUUCAUUUUCAUCUUAAUCUUGUUGCGACACAGAAACCUGAAUGAAUGGUAAGAUAUUCUUGAUCCUUAAAUUGGCAUUGAUGGAAAGAGUAUUUUCUACCCGGGGCAACUGUAACUGUGGAAAGAGUAUUUUCUGGAUUGAAUCUAGUGAAAGAAUCAAACAAGAAAUCGCAUGUGUGAUGAGUUAUUGAAUGAUUGUUUGGUCACUUUUCUUGAGCGUGAAAUUUUCUCUAAUAUAAGUGAGGAUGACAUAAUUCACACUGGCCAUGAAGAAGCGUAAGUAAAGCCACAGCAUUAGACUAUUAGUAUUGCAAUCUUCUAUUUAUGUAAUUUUUUAUUGAUAUUGCAACUAUUUAUAUUGUAAAUUAUUGGAGUUCUGAACUAAUUUGUUGAAUUGAAUGUAUUGAGACCUUUUUACUUAUGUUAUUGUAAAUUUGAUCAUUAUAUUGUUGACGAAGUGAUAUUAGAGUAUACCAGUUUGCGCUUUGAAAUUUUUUGCCAGGACUACCCUAGUUUCAAUUCCUGAGUCCGCCACUGUCAUUGAUGGCCCGCGCGGCAAGGAGUCGCGCCGUGGCCACGCUGCUCUCGCCGCCGCCGAGUGUCUCCUCUCCCUCCGCCGCCGGGCUCUUGCCAUGGGCCCGUGAUCUCGUUGGAAGGGCGACGGAAGCAGACUUGUCUAGGACGCCCCGGGAGCGCACACGGGGCUCUAUUCUGGCCUGCCUGGUCAAAGCUCGUGGCUUCCGCGACGCGCGCGGGGCAUUCGACGGAACGCCUAAGAGGAGCCUGCCGGCGUGGGCGACGGUCAUCUCCGGAUGCGCGCGCGUUGGGAGGCACGCAGACGGCAUGCGUGCGUUCGUGGAGAUGCUGGGCGGAGGCGGCGUGCCCGCGCCCAACGCCUUUGUCCUCGCGGGCGUCCUCCGGUGCUGCGCGGGGCUCGGCGACGUGGAGUCCGGCAGGCGCGUGCACGGGUGGAUACUGCGGAGCGGCGUGCGCCAGGACGUGGUGCUCUGCAAUGCGGUCCUCGACAUGUACACCAAGUGCGGCCACCACGACCGCGCCAGGCGGGCGUUUGGGGCGAUGGUGGAGAAGGACGCAGUCUCCUGGAACAUCGUGCUCAGCGCGUGUCUCCAGAGCGGGGACGUUCUGGGGGCCAUGCGUCUGUUCGAUCAGUCACCAUUGCGAGACAUUUCGAGCUGGAAUACGAUCAUCAGCGGCCUUAUGCGGAAUGGGUGCGCCGCUGAGGCAGUGGAUCGUCUGCAGCAAAUGGUGCGAGCUGGGGUUGUGUUCAAUCACUAUACUUACUCCACGGCGUUUGCCUUGGCCGGCAUGCUGUCGUUGUUGGACCUAGGCCGGCAGCUCCAUGGUCAUGCGGUGAUGUCUGCUUUGGAGGAUGACGCAUUUGUCUGCUGCUCUCUCAUGGACAUGUACUGCAAGUGCGGUGAAAUGGAGGCUGCUCUGUCAAUCUUUGAUCGCUGGUCACGGUUCACAGGAGACAUGAAAUUUGCAUGGAGCACGAUGGUUGCUGGGUAUGUCCAGAAUGGCAGAGAGGAGGAAGCUCUCGAGUUCUUCCGCAUGAUGCUGCGUGAAGGAGUUCCUGCGGAGCCGUUCAUUCUCACCAGCGUAGCUGCAGCGUGUGCACAUGCGGGAAUGGUUGAGCAAGGCCGGCAAGUGCAUGGAUUUGUUGAGAAGAUGGGCCACAGAUUUGACGCGCCAUUGGCAUCUGCCAUAAUUGACAUGUAUUCAAAGUGUGGUAGCCUUGAAGAUGCUUGCAGGAUGUUCGACAGGGCUCGGGCCAUGAAUGUUGCUCUAUGGACUACAAUGUUGUGCUCCUAUGCAUCGUAUGGGCAAGGAAGAGAGGCUAUAGAGAUCUUCAACAGAAUGAGAGCGGAAAAGAUUACACCGAAUGAGAUAACCCUUGUCGCUGUUCUAUCAGCUUGUAGCCAUAGCGGAUUAGUCAGUGAAGGAGAUCACUAUUUCAAGCUUAUGCAAGAAGAGUAUGGAAUUGUUCCAAGCAUUGAGCACUACAAUUGCAUGGUUGAUCUUUAUGGUCGAGCUGGACUACUUGACAAGGCAAAGAACUUCAUCGAGGAAAACAACAUCAGCAAUGAAGCUAUUGUUUGGAAGACAUUGCUGUCAGCCUGUCGACUUCACAAGCACAUGGAGUACGCAAAAUUGGCUACUGAAAAGUUGGUUCAACUAAGACAAUGUGACGACGGAUCAUAUGUUCUAAUGUCUAACAUAUAUGCCACCAAUAGCAAAUGGCUUGACGCUUUGAAGCUCAGAAGUUCAAUGCAAAAAAGGAAAGUCGGGAAGCAGCCAGGCCAAUCUUGGAUCCAUCUGAAGAAUGCUGUGCAUACAUUUAUUGCAGGGGACAUGGCACACACGAGAUCAGCUGAAAUUUAUGCUUACUUGGAGAAACUGAUGGAGAGGCUGAAGGAAAUGGGGUACACAAGUAGAACUGAUCUUGUGGUACAUGAUGUUGAGGAGGAACAGAGAGAAACAACUCUGAAGUUCCACAGUGAGAGGCUUGCCAUUGCAUUUGGGAUCAUCAGCACCCCGAUUGGGAUGCCACUUCGGAUCUUCAAGAAUCUGCGUGUUUGCGAGGACUGCCAUGAGGCAAUCAAGUAUAUAAGCCGAGCUGUGGAUCGCGAGAUAGUUGUUCGAGACUUGUAUCGGUUUCAUCAUUUCAAGUCUGGUAGUUGCUCUUGUGAAGAUUUCUGGUGAAGGUUUUGCUCUAAUUAUUUAUGGUGACAAAUUUUAGGCUGUACUUUAUCUACACUUGUGCAACUCGUAGAGAUAGCAAUUGACAAAAAGAGCAAGGUUGUGCAUGCCUUUAAGACAUCUCUUGAGUCAUGAUAUCGACAUCUUCAGCUAGCUUGAUGUAAGAUUUUGCUGAGAGCUUUGGUGCACCAUCAUUCGCCGAAGGGGCAGGUCUGUAUUGUUUCCAUUUGAGUUCUCCUCGCUUUAUGGUGGAUCACUUGCUUAACUGGCUUGAUUUCCAUUUCAAUACUUGCAUGUUUUGUUUCCUUUUGUUAUGUCCAGCUGUGUCCACUUUACAUGUUGAGUUUUCCUUGCACCAAGCUAUUUGCCAUGGACCCAGAUGACUCAGUUGCUAGCUACAGCUACAGGGCGUGUCUAGCUGUCUUCUCAAGCCAUUAUUAUACUGUCAGCAUGCCUCUGGUCACCUUUUGUGGAGCUAUAGAGUAUGUCUUGCUGCCACUCAUUUAGAUUUGAAAUCUUGCAACCAGAAAGAGCUUGAGAGACAGAGGGCAUAAACUUAAAGAGGAUCAGAGGAUGUGAUCACGACAAGGCUGCUCAGGUAACAAAGCUGUUGACAAGAUUGAGGUUGCACAGUUUGGAUGACGGGCUUAGAUUUUGUGGAUCGAAUAGCGCAAUGGCUUUUUGCUUUCAUUUUCAGCCAUCUGAAAAGGAAACUGGUUUGCUUCUGGAAACACUGAGCUGGGAGAUGCUCAACAACUAAAGGAGAACCUCGUACCAUCUGGGGGA
Messenger RNA from Panicum virgatum (switchgrass), 3811 nucleotides. RefSeq names its product pentatricopeptide repeat-containing protein At3g24000, mitochondrial-like. Bases 848 to 3028 code for a protein of 726 amino acids. Gene Ontology annotation, molecular function: RNA binding; protein binding; zinc ion binding. Gene Ontology annotation, biological process: RNA modification. The record is from RefSeq and is a predicted model, not a curated record. The transcript is spliced from 2 exons. NCBI's taxonomy places the organism in Eukaryota, Viridiplantae, Streptophyta, Magnoliopsida, Poales, Poaceae.